AUGUCGUCGAAGCUUGUUCAAAAGAAAAUUCAGUUUGGCAAGAAGAAUCAGCAGACCAAAGGCUUUGUUUUCAAGCAGAGAAAGUCGUUUGUGGGAGAACACUUGCAUUUCAGAUGCCCAAUAACUCGUUCCAGUGCUCAGAAGAAGCGAUUUUCUCAGAAGAAUGCUAUGGAGCGAAACGGAGAUGCUAAGGGGAAGAGAAAGGUUAAAUAUCCGGAUGACAUCGAUUCUGAUUUCGAAGUUGAACAAUGUGUUCCUCUGGAUGAAGAAGAAAGUGAGGAUGGCUCUGAGGCUAACAAAUCAGUACUGAAGAGGUCCAAGGGCAACACACAUAGGCAUAAAUCGAUUUUUUCUGAGUUUCACGAUGAAGAUGCCAGGAAUAAACACAAAAGAGAACAAAAGGACACUACAUGUGUUAUUGGAGGUCUUGAUAUUGGUAUACGGGGUAACCAGAAUGUGGAUGAUCUUGUGUCGGUGGUCGACAUUCCAUUUGAGAAAAUAAAACGUGUCAAGCGAUAUUCCAUAUUGAUCCCCAUAUGUCUUUCUUUGGUAAAAUUUGUCUCUAGACGUGCUGACAUCAAAACAAACAUUGGUCCAUACUCGGGAAAGGCAGAGAAUGGUCCUCUUGAUGUCAUUUUGGUGGAAGAUUUGCCCCGGCAGCAAUGCUGUGAUUGUGGCGUAUUCGUUGCUUCAUUUGCGGUGUAUAUUGUUUCUAAUGAGCCCAUCAAUGCUGACACCUUUGACGUUAAUAUCGAGCGGUUAAGACCACCCCUCCUGUCGCCGCCGUCCCGACCACUGGAGGAUCGCCGAUCGGAUCCACCAAGUUCAGCCACCGUUCUUGCUUUCGAACCACCAGAAAACACACGAUUUUCGCCAUGGCUGGAUGAGCUGAACAAGGCUUUCACGUCCGACCACCUUAUCUGUCCAUAUUACCAUGGCUUCAUAUUUCUCGGCGGAAAUUGGUCAUCUGGAUCGUCCGUCGUUGUGGAGAAGAACCUGCUCGAUGGCGGCGGCAGCACCGUCGAGAACGGCAGCGGGCGGUGGCGAGGUCGCGGACGGAAGGCCGUCUGUUUCUCGGAGGUGACAGCUAGACGGAGGAUGAUGUUAGCCGGUGUCGGUGGUGCGCGCCGUUCGUCGGGCUGCUAA
Striga hermonthica is the source of this 1146-nucleotide messenger RNA. NCBI's taxonomy places the organism in Eukaryota, Viridiplantae, Streptophyta, Magnoliopsida, Lamiales, Orobanchaceae. The record is from the annotation of a GenBank genome assembly.